Molecule: messenger RNA, 2675 nt
Organism: Saitoella complicata NRRL Y-17804
Lineage: Eukaryota; Fungi; Ascomycota; Saitoellomycetes; Saitoellales; Saitoellaceae
Product: MRD1-like protein
Exons: 1
Coding region: 52-2592 (846 amino acids)
Molecular function (GO): RNA binding
Source: RefSeq, a predicted model, not a curated record
UGAACAGGCAACAAAACAUCUGAGCAGACGGCGUAGAUCAACCCCGUCGGCAUGUCAAAUACCCGUAUUAUCGUCAAGAACCUGCCUCAGAGGCUCUCUCAGGAUGGGUUCGCUAAGCACUUCAGCACCCACGGUGAGGUGACCGAUGUCAGACUCGUUACCAACAAGAAGACUGGCCAGUCAAGAAGGUUUGGUUUCAUUGGUUACAAGACGGCGAAGGAUGCUGAGGAGGCAAUCAAAUGGUGGAACAAUACCUUCGUUGGAAUGUCCAAGGUGGAGGUAUCUUGGGCUAGGGAGUCUGGUGAUGCGGAUAUGCCUAAGGCGUGGUCUGCGCACACUCCUGGUACCACUGCCUAUAACAUCGCACACGCCCCUCCUGCCGCUGUUACCGAGGACGGAUCAAAGAAGCGUAAGCGCGACGAUGAACCUGCACAUGACGCGUCACAUAUCGCCAAGUUGCGUGCGUUGGAGGAAGCGAACGACCCGAAGUUGAAGGAAUUCAUGGAUGUCAUGGCGGGUACAAAAGGUCGCAGAACCUGGGACAACAAGGAUUCGGCUUUGGAGUUUGCCAUGCAAAACCAAGACACAGUGGCAGUGGCGGAACCGCAGAUGAUGCAAUUGGUGGAAGGAAAGGACGACGAUGAGUACGAUGAGCUUCCGCCGAAGCAGGUGCACCAGGAUGUUGUCAGUGAGCUUCCGCUUGCGGAGGAGAUGUCUGUGAAUGUGAAGGAAGCUACGGAGGAGUCUGUACCUGCUGUACAACCUGAAGGGAUGUCGGAUAUGGACUGGCUGCGUUCGCGUACCAAUCGCUUGCUUGACCUUGAUGAGGAAGACACUUCGAUGCCCCCUGUUCGUCCGCCUGCUCUUACAUCUGUUGUCCGAGAGGUGGCAUCAAACCCUUCAGGUUCUGAGAAUGCCCCGCUUGUCGCCGAGCCCCAGGAUGAGGAGGCAGAAGACCAUGGCGCUGCCGCAGAAGAGGAGAUCCUUGAACAGAUCCAAAGCACUUCCAGGUUGUUCUUACGAAACCUUCCUUUCACGGCCACCGAGGAUGAUUUGCGAGCUUUGUUUGGUCAGUUCGGUGAGGUUGAGGAGGCUCACAUUCCGAUCGACAAAUCAACCAAUUCCGCCAAAGGCUAUGCUUACAUUCUAUUUACUGCGCCGUCUUCUGCCGUUACUGCAUACAAGGCUCUCGAUAGGCAGCAUUUCCAGGGUCGUCGACUCCAUAUCCUUCCUGCUCAGGCCAAGCGUGAGCAGCACAAGCUCGAUGAUUUCGCAAUCUCAAAGUUACCCUUAAAGAAGCAGAAGGAGCUUCGUCGCAAGGCUGCUGCGAACAAGGAGCAGUGGUCGUGGAACUCUAUGUACAUGAAUCAGGAUGCUGUGAUCAGUUCCAUUGCUGACCGGUUUGGUGUAUCCAAGUCUGAGGUGUUGGACCCAACGAGCUCGAACGCUGCUGUCAGACAGGCUUUGGCCGAAACGCACGUCAUUCAGGAGACGAAGGAGUACUUGAAGUCAGAAGGAGUGGAUCUGGACUCCUUCAAUAAGAAGGAAAGGAGCGACAAUGUGCUCUUGGUCAAGAACUUCCCUUACGGUACUACCGUGGAAGAGCUGUCAAAGUUGUUCAGUGACUUUGGAGAUCUUGGGCGUAUCAUUCUACCGCCUGCUGGUACGAUCGCUAUCGUUGAAUUCUUGCAAUCCGUCGAUGCCCGAACGGCAUUCGCGCGCUUGGCUUACAGAAGGUUCAAGGAAGCGAUCAUGUAUCUGGAGAAGGCGCCGCGAGGUAUCUUUGAUGGUGAGAAGGCUGCUGCAACUAAUGUCACAGCAAGUGGCCCUGUUCCCGUGGAUGCCAAGUCCACGGCUGACGAAGUUAUGGCUGCUAACCCUGUCGAUGUCGACGCCAUGGACAGCGCUACCUUGUUCAUCAAGAACCUCAGCUUCAAGACCGAGACUGCUGGACUCAUCGAACUCUUCAAACCCCUCAACGGCUUCUUGUCAGCCCGCGUCAAGACCAAGCCGGAUCCUAAGCGUCCGGGACAGACACUCAGCAUGGGUUUUGGUUUCGUCGAGUUUGCUAGCAAAUCCACGGCCAUGGCUGCUAUGAACGCCAUGCAGGAUGUCACCCUCGACGGCCACAAACUUCAAAUCAAGGUUUCCAACAAGGGCGUGGAUGCAGCCGCAGAACGCAAGGCGGGUGAUCAAGCAAAGAAGGCAGCCGCUGCCUCCACAAAGAUCAUCAUCAAGAACCUGCCUUUCGAGGCGACGAAGCGCGAUGUCCGCGAACUUUUCGGAGCAUACGGGCAGUUGCGCACGGUCCGUGUACCCAAGAAAUUCGACAACUCUGCUCGCGGUUUUGCUUUCGCAGAGUUUGUUACCACUCGGGAAGCGGAAAACGCGAUGGCUGCGCUCCGGGAUACGCAUUUGUUGGGCAGGCAUCUCGUGUUGCAGUACGCUGCUAAGGAUGCGGAGACUGGCGAGGAGGAAGUUGAGAGGGCUCAGGAGAAGGUACGCAAGCAGAUUAAGCUUGAUGACCAUGCGAAGGCACGCGGAGCAGGAGGUAAGCGUAGGGUUGAGAUGGAGGAGCCUGAGGAGUUUUAGUUCAUCGAAAGCCUGAUAAUCAAAAGAUUGUUAAAAAGCUGCAAAUUUAUCACUCUUGCCCUUUACGCGGACAUCGAGCAAUG